AUGGUGCUGGACAUGAAAGAGAAGGUCGCACUCAUCCGGAAGCAGAUGCUCACCGCCCAAAGUCAACAGAAAAGUUAUGUGGGUAAACAUCUCCGGAAGCUUGAGUUUGAGGUUGGUGACCUUGUGUACCUCAAGGUGUCGCCAAUGCAAGGCAUAAUGCAUUUUGGUAAUGCAAAACUAAAGGAGAUGACAAUUGAGACACAAAUGGUUAAAUUUUUAAGCUACAAGCCUCUUAAUAUUCAAGCAAACUUGACAUAUGAAGAGCUUCCCGUGCAAGUGUUAAAUCCCAAAGAAGAGCAAUUGAGGACCAAGACCAUAACCCUAGCGAAGAUCUUAUGGCAAAUUCACGGUGUAAAAGAAGCCUCAUGGGAGCUUGAGCAAAAGAUGCAGGAUUGA
This is a messenger RNA of Alnus glutinosa, 396 nucleotides long. RefSeq lists its product as uncharacterized. NCBI's taxonomy places the organism in Eukaryota, Viridiplantae, Streptophyta, Magnoliopsida, Fagales, Betulaceae. The record is from RefSeq and is a predicted model, not a curated record. The transcript is spliced from 2 exons. The coding region runs from base 1 to 396 and encodes 131 amino acids.